Molecule: messenger RNA, 2270 nt
Organism: Paramecium pentaurelia
Lineage: Eukaryota; Ciliophora; Oligohymenophorea; Peniculida; Parameciidae
Source: the annotation of a GenBank genome assembly
AAUGAGAGUUCUCUUCUGUAUUGCAUUGCUUUUAGUUGUAAAAGGGGCAAUCAUAGUCACAUGCCCAAAAAAUGGAUAUGGUUGUGUUACAUAUGGAGCCAAUAUAGUUAUUUAAACAACCAGAACAAAUUCAUUGUGCAGAAAUGGUAUUCUAUAUUAUCAUCAAUAAAGGUUAUUAUUGGAACAAUCAAGCAUGUAUGCCAUGCAAAAAUGCUGACUAAGUAGUAGGUGGUUAUUACACUUGUAGUGCUUAUUAUGAAGGAACUUCAUUGACAUGUAUUUCAGGUUAUACAUUGAUAAAUGGGUAAUAUAAAAAAUGUAUAUAUUAAGUGUAUGUGUUCAAAUACCUCUUGGUUGUACAGCUUAUGGUUUAAAUCAGAAUUCAGAUGCUUAUGUUUGUACAGCAUGCACAUCUGAUUAUACACUUAAAGCAGGUGUAUGUAUCAAUAAUAGAUAUUGUUCAUCAUGGGAUGAUAAUGCAGUUUGUACAUCCUGUUAAACUGGAUACUUUUUAAAUUGGGAUUUGAAAUUUGCAACAAUAAGUGCUAAUUUAAACAAUCAAAGUGAUUGGAUUAAUACUUGGUAAACAUAUUAUAAAUUCCCUGGAGAAUCAUUUUGUAGUGUAUGUUCAUAAACAAUGGCUAAUUGUAAGUCUUGUAAUUCAGCGUAAUUAUAUAUAUCAAUAUAUUAUAGUUAUACUUGUUCAUAAUGUAAUGAUGGUUAUUAUUGGUAAUAAUCAAUCAGUAGUACUCAAUUAACAUCUUCAAAUGCAUAAUUUGCUGGUUCUUGUGUAAGUUGUCUUACAAGUGGAAAUUGUUCUACAUGUCAAGGUUCUUCUUGUACUUAAUGCAAAACUGGUUAUUAUCCUACUAAAGAUACAACUAACACUGUUAUAUUAUCUUGUAAUUUAUGUCCAAAUGGAUGUUCAACAUGUACUUCAUCAACCUUUUGUACUGAUUGUUAUGCUUCAUUCUAUAAAUAUACUGAUAACUUAUGUUAUCCUCUCAAUAAAUGUGCUUCAAUCAAUACAUAAUUAACAACUAUUCCAACAACACCAAAAUGUUCAUCUUGUAUAGCUGGAUAUGCUUUAGAUCCAAGUGGAACAGGAAUUUGUUAUUAAUGUGGAAAUUGUGAUAGUUGCACAAUCCCUUCUGGAUAAUAAACAGCUUCUUUAUAAACUUCAUGUACUACUUGUUGGGAUACGUAUAAAUUUAUCAAUAUAUAAUCUUAGAUAUUAUGGUAUUAAAGAUACAAAUGGAAUAGUUACUUGUAAACCAUGUACACAAGCUUCAGAUUCAUUCUUGAGAUGUUAAGGUCCAGUUGAAAAUUCAUCCCUUACUGGUGUUGUACCAACUUAAUGUUAAGAUGGAUACUAUUUAUAUACUCUACCUGCUUCAGGAACUACAUAAGCAUAAGUAGUUUGUGUACCAUCAAAUCAAACAUAACAAUGUGUCACCAUUGUAGCUACUAGUGCCACUCAAUAUACAUGUGCAACUUGUACUAUAUAAACUAAAUUGUAUACCAAUUCUUAAUGUUUGGCUUGUGAUGCAGGCUUAACUAAUACAUUACCUUAAGGUUGUACUGCUUGUACUGGAUCACCAACUAAUUCAAUAGCUUGUAGUGCUUGUGCAGUCAAUUAUUAUUUCUCAACUGGUACUACUACAACAUGUACUGCUUGUGAUGUCAAUUGUCUUUAAUGUGCAGCUGGUCCAACAUGUACUAAAUGUGCUAUAACAUAUUAUGUAUCUGGUGGGGGAUGUACAUAAUGUGGAGUUGCUAAUUGUGCUACUUGUAAUGCACAAACACCUAGUUCAUGUUAAGUGUGUUUAGAUGGAUAUUUCUUAUCUAGUAUUAAUACAGGUACAGCAACAACUUCAUAUUGUUUGAAAUGUCCUUUUGAAUGUGCAACAUGUUCUGCUCCAGGUUAAGUUUGUAAUUCUUGUAUAUCUGGAUAUGUACUUUAAAAUGGAGGUUGUGUUACUUUGAGUAGUGCAAAUUGUGCAGAAGGAUAUACUACAUCAACUUUGACUAAUUAAUAAUAUCCAACUACCUAAAAUGGUUGUGCUAUAUGCAAAUAUGGAUUUUACAAUUUUGAAAAAAGAUGUCUAUAAUCUGUUCAACCAUAUGCAGGAGUAUUAUAUUUUAAAUAUUAUUUUCUUAGGCUGUUUAUGUUCAAAAGAAUAUCGGUAUUGGUUCAAAUCCAGGAGUAUCUAAUUACGAGACCAUCAUUUAUUCAAUAUUCUUGGUCCUUAUGUUGCUUGGAUAUUGAU